AUGCUAUCUGUUUACACACUGCCACCGAGUCCCGCCAACUGGGACAAGGUUGGCGUCUUUUACAUCUCUUGGUGUGUAUCAUGGACGACACUACUCAUCGCAGGCAUGGUUUUCUGCUGGUUCAAUAGAAACCUUCCCGUCCUAAAGAUUCGUGGCCUGCCACUGUCCUUCUCCGCCAUUGCGUUUCUGCACAUAUAUUGGAUUCUCGCGCAAAUCACAUAUCCUAUUGGGGCUACCAUGCCACUAGUGCUCGCAUACGAUAUUCAAUACUUCUUCAUGAGUCUAUGGUUCCCGCUCGGAGUCGCCCUGUUCCACGCGUCUAAUCUCCGAUUUCUUCGCGUGGCAAGACUGCAGAAACAGUUCACUCACCCUGCCCGUCGUAUCGAGCCAGGCUGCAAUGGCGCAAGAACUUCGUGCCUUUGUCGUCUUAGAAACAUGGACUAUACAAAGCGAUCCCUUCUUUUCAUUGGCCUUGGAAUGAUCAUCCAGGUCCUUCUCACAGUCGGUAUGUGGGUAGCAUGUCGAAAAUACCAUCCGACGUUUGGCAUUCCUGGUACCGAACUUCGUGGCGCGACGAUCCCUGAACAGCUGGUGGACUUGGGUCGAGGUUGGGAAUGGUGGCCGUCAGUCCUAUGGCAGGUUGUUUGGACUUGGAUCAUUGCACCUUUUCUGAUAUGGCGAGCAUGGGGAAUCCGCGAUACCAUGGGAUGGCGUACACAAACCAUCGGCUGCUGCAUCUCCAAUCUUCAUGCGACGCCAAUGUUUCUAAUAUCAUCCUAUGUUCCUGUUUUUGAAAAGGUCAACAAAUAUUUCACACCAAGCCAAUGGAUCCAUCUGUCUAUCCUUAUGUUCGAAGUGUUCACUGUCUUUGUUCCUGUUUUUCAAGUGUUCAAGUUUUGGCUUCAGCAAAAGAAAGCAGCCCAAUUAAAUGAGAAAUGGGAUAACAAUCAUCCACCCAGCCCAUCUUCAUCAGAAAACUGGAUUUUCUCUUCCAAUUCUUCCUCCACAAAGGGUAAAGCUCUUGACAUGUUUAAUGAAGAUCUUGGCGAUCGCUUCUUAACAAUGAGCGCCCUCGAACAGGUCCUAAACGAGGAUCCACGUCCUCUGCAGGAAUUUUCUUCUCUGAGAGACUUUUCAGGCGAAAAUAUCGCCUUUUUAACAAGCGUUGCGAAGUGGAAAUCUGCCUGGGCUGAGAAAUUGAGCACUGAGCGGAACCGAGAAUCUUACAAUGGCGCUCUGGAGAUUUACAUUGACUACAUCAGCCCUAGAGACGCCGAGUUCCCUCUGAAUCUGGCUUCUAGUGAGCUCAAACGCGUCGAGAAUAUUUUCGAAAAAGCCGCUCGUACUGUCUGUGGAGAGCAACAGAUCAACCCAGCGACUCCGUUCGAUAUCGAGAUUGCCCCUUUCCGGUGUUGCGAGACUGACGGUCCCUUCGAGUUAACCAGCAGAGUCACUCCCAGGACGAAGUAUGAUGGCGAGAUCCCUGAAGGUUUUGAUUUGACCAUUUUUGACAGCAUACAAAGUCACAUCAAAUAUCUCGUUCUGACGAAUACAUGGCCAAAGUUUGUAGACGAGAUGCAAGCCAGGAAACGGCGAUCAAAUGAAACGGCGCGAACCGAGGGGACAUGGAAGUCUGGAUCAACAAUCACGAAUCGGAUCAAGCAUCUGGUCCAUCAAAUAAUUUAG
Messenger RNA from Trichoderma virens Gv29-8, 1686 nucleotides. Its product is annotated as putative GprK-type G-protein coupled receptor protein. Bases 1 to 1686 code for a protein of 561 amino acids. The transcript has 5 exons. The record is from RefSeq and is a predicted model, not a curated record. NCBI's taxonomy places the organism in Eukaryota, Fungi, Ascomycota, Sordariomycetes, Hypocreales, Hypocreaceae.